AUGGCCGCCGAUCCGGGACAACGACGCGGCUUUCGAGCCUUCUUCGCCAACGCCCUCAAGCCCAAGAAAUCCCGCCAAGUUCUCCGCAAAGACUUCAGCGCCUCCACGCCCAGCCUCCGCUCCGGCCUGCAAUCCCGCGAUGGCUACCGCUACAGCGAUGACGUGCCCCCCGUGCCGCCGAUGCCCGACCUCGCCCCGUUGGAAAAGCACCGCCUCAAGUACCGCGAAGCCAACGCGCAGAAAGACACGCAGCUCGGCGAGCACCGCGACCACACCGCCAUGCUCCACGCCAUCGGCGUGCAGGAGCUCGACAACCCCGCCGAAAUGGAAGCCGAGCACGAGACGCGGCCGCCGGGCGAGCCGCUCAUCGAGAUGCUCCCGCCGGCCCUCUGGCAGCGCAUCGCCGAAGACAUGACGCCCGGCGAUCGCGCCAGCCUGGGCUUCGCCACCAAGACGCUCCUGGCGCGCCUGGGCGGGCCGGCCGUGGUCUGGGGCGAGCUGGACCUCCCCGAGAACCGCGCCUACAAGAACGACUUCCUCGCGACACAGGAGCGCCACUACCCGCAGCACCUGCACUGCUUCCCGUGCGCCGUCUUCCACCGCCGCACGCGGGCAGGCCGCGAGAAGCUCCAGCCCGCGGACGUGGUCAACCCGCUCUUCGACUGCCCGAACAUGCGCAACGCGGUGCUCCCCGCGCCACGGCAUCGCAUCACGCACAACCGCACCAUCCCGUUCACCUUCGUCAACCUGGCCAUGCGCGCGCACCGCUUCGGCCCGGCCUACGGCAUCCCCGCGGAGACGCUGGCGCGCCGCUGGCGCCGCGACGGCUGGACGCACCACUCGCGCUUCCUCAUCCACCGCGGCCACCUGCUGAUGCGGGUCGUCAGCAGCUGCUUCGCGGAGCCGGGGCUGCCGCCCAGCUCGCAGCGGCUGUUGCUGUACGGGCGCGACGACUACUGGCCGUACUUCAGCGCGUGCGCGCACUGGCGCGACGGCGAGCUCAUGAACGUCUGCAAGUGCGCCCUCGGCCACAUCCCCAAGCCGCGCGCCACCGCCGGCCUGCAGGCCGUCGAGCACCGCGCAAAGGACAUCUACCACGGCCGCGUCCACAACCCCAACGCCCUCACCACCCUCUGCGGGAAGUGUCGCCCCAUGCGCCGCUGCCCCGAGUGUCCCUCCGACCUGCGCUUCCGCCACGCCAUCGUCGUCACCCGCUGGACGGACCUCGGCAACGGCAUGGGCAUCUCGUCGCGCGUGUCGCCCGAGUGGGCGGCUAUCACCGGUGAGGGUGACGAGCCGUAUGAUUCGUUUGGGAUGCUCGGGAAGCGCACCAUCUCAGGUACGUUUGAGUCGUACAUUGCCGACGAUAUCCUGCCGGGGCAGCGCGUGAUCUCCAUGAACCCCAAGGGGAAGAAGGAAGGCGAGGAGGGGACAGGGUGGUACUAG
Molecule: messenger RNA, 1446 nt
Organism: Aspergillus terreus NIH2624
Lineage: Eukaryota; Fungi; Ascomycota; Eurotiomycetes; Eurotiales; Aspergillaceae
Exons: 2
Coding region: 1-1446 (481 amino acids)
Source: RefSeq, a predicted model, not a curated record